AUGCCUACACAAGGCUUUGUAUUUACAUACCUAUGUGCUGUUUUGCUUAUAAGUGGAAGAUGUCAAAAAUCUGAAUCAAUGAGCAGUUCAAGUGGAUCUGUCAUAUUUCAUGGUGCUAAUCAAUAUGACUUCUCUAUCGUCGUUGACGGUGGUGGACAGGAAUGUUUCUGGCAGUAUGCAGACCAAAAAGGCUACUUUUACUUCAGUUAUGAGGUUCAAUGGGUAAUGGGACUACAGAAAGACAGAACCAUCACUGCCACAAUUAAUGCACCCGAUGGAGGUUUGAUAGACACAUCUAGUGAAACAAGUGGACAAAUCAACUUCAAAACAACUCAGUCGGGUUUUUAUCAACUUUGCUUGAACAACUUCUUGUCACACUUUGGAUCAAAGCAGAUCUUUAUUAGUUUUGGAACUUACUAUGAUUUUGAUGAAGAAAAGGAAACAGUAAAUAAAGUAAAUGUUCAUCUGAAUGACACAGUGUCAGCUAUUCAGGAAACAACUAUCGAAUUGCAGAACUAUGUUUUCCAUAUGUGGAGAUACUAUAAUUUUGCCAGGAUGCAUAAAGGAGCUGAUUACUUUGCUGCACUCGCACUCAGCAAUUAUGUAUACCGGUGGUCAUUUACCCAGAGUGUAGUCAUUGUUUUCUCUGGUGUUUUACAGCUUUACUUUCUGAAGCAGCUGUUUGCUUCGACAAAACGUCCACAGGUUCAACCAUCCGUUGCUAUGCCGCGGCAGUACUUCCGGUCAGCUGACCGUUUUCGCAUGACGGUAUUGGAGGAGGCGGAAGUGGAAGCGGCAGCUGAGGUAACAUCGGAGGCCCCUACCAAUUGA
Messenger RNA from Pristis pectinata (smalltooth sawfish), 831 nucleotides. RefSeq names its product transmembrane p24 trafficking protein 6 (gene tmed6). NCBI's taxonomy places the organism in Eukaryota, Metazoa, Chordata, Chondrichthyes, Rhinopristiformes, Pristidae. The coding region runs from base 1 to 831 and encodes 276 amino acids. Gene Ontology annotation, biological process: endoplasmic reticulum to Golgi vesicle-mediated transport; intracellular protein transport; Golgi organization. The record is from RefSeq and is a predicted model, not a curated record. Gene Ontology annotation, cellular component: COPII-coated ER to Golgi transport vesicle; Golgi apparatus; endoplasmic reticulum-Golgi intermediate compartment. The transcript has 5 exons.